AUGUCUGACCCCAACAACCCCAACAUCAACAUCAGGACCACUCCCCAGUGGUCGCUGUAUCAACGAGAAUCCUUUUGGAAUACCAACGAUGGGAAAUACCCAAUCUUCAACACCGACCCGGCUGAGAUUGAGAAGCUGGCGAAGGAGAAGCUUUCUCAAGGAGGCUGGUAUUAUUCUGCCUGCAAUGCCGGAAUUUCUUGGAGCCACCUUUCUAACCGCCAGGCUUUCUACCGGCACCGCAUCGUCCCUCGAAUGCUGGUUGACACCAACAUGCGAGAUACUGCAGCCGAAAUCUUUGGCCACCGCGUGUCUGCUCCCAUUGGAUUUGCUCCAAUUGGCAUCAACCGCAUUUACCAUCCCACCGGAGAGCUUUCCGUGGCUAAAGUAGCUCAAGAGCUUAACCUGGCUUACUGCUUGUCCUCUGCUGGAAGCUACAGCAUCGAAGACGUCGCCAAAGCGAAUGGCUCCGGACCUCGAUUCUUCCAGUUAUACCAAAGUCCCGACGAUGAACUCUGCAUCUCCAUGCUCCAGCGGGCCUUUGACUCCGGUUUCGACGCUUGUAUGCUGACAACGGACACCUGGUCCCUCGGCUGGCGCCACAACGACGUCUUCACCGGAAACUACGCCUUCUACCAUGAACACGGAGCUGGCGACCUUGGUCUCCAGGACCCCGUUUUCCAAAAGCGCCUCAAGGAGUCUGGGAUUGACCCAGUGAAGAAUCCAAAGGAGGCGGGCGCAAAGUGGAUUGAUGAGAAUAUCUGGCACGGCCGCGCCAUCACCUGGGAGAAGAUGAAGUGGACUAUGGAGCAGUGGAAGAGGAUUAGCGGAGGAAGGCCAUUUUGUCUCAAGGGCAUCCAGAGUGUGGAAGAUGCGAAGAAAGCGGUUGAACUGGGUGUGGAUGGAAUUGUUGUUUCGAACCACGCUGGAAGACAGGUUGACGGAGGCAUCUCCAGUCUUGAUGCUCUUGAGAAGAUCGUCGACGCUGUUGGAGACAAGAUCUAUAUCAUGUUCGAUUCUGGAGUGCGCACCGCUGCCGACGCCUUCAAGGCCCUUGCCCUCGGAGCAAAGUUCGUAUUCAUCGGCCGUCUCUGGGUCUGGGGUCUCGGAAUCGCCGGAGAGCACGGCGUGCGACAUGUCUUGAAGAGCUUGUUGGCGGAAUUUGAUAUUUUGAUGGAAGUUGGCGGAUUUGUCAAGAUUGGAGACAUUGACCGCAGCUGCAUCGAUUCUCUGCCCAACUCUUCAAACUUGAUUGCCGAGCACUCGGGAAUCUAA
This is a messenger RNA of Trichoderma virens Gv29-8, 1272 nucleotides long. RefSeq lists its product as uncharacterized. Gene Ontology annotation, molecular function: FMN binding; oxidoreductase activity. Bases 1 to 1272 code for a protein of 423 amino acids. The record is from RefSeq and is a predicted model, not a curated record. Lineage: Eukaryota; Fungi; Ascomycota; Sordariomycetes; Hypocreales; Hypocreaceae. The transcript is spliced from 5 exons.